Messenger RNA from Necator americanus (New World hookworm), 129 nucleotides. RefSeq lists its product as uncharacterized. The coding region runs from base 1 to 129 and encodes 42 amino acids. The transcript has 2 exons. Lineage: Eukaryota; Metazoa; Nematoda; Chromadorea; Rhabditida; Ancylostomatidae. The record is from RefSeq and is a predicted model, not a curated record.
AUGGUCGCGAAAGACACCAAUAUUUAUAGCUACGCUAGUGUUGAAUCAGAUGAGGAUGGAGAGGAAUGGGCGGCAGACGAAAAGAUACGGCCGUUGGCAACUCCUGAAGGAUUGGAGCAAAUAGAGUAA